AUGCACCGCACCGCAUUCACGGUGCUUUUCACGUCCUCCCUGUUUUCCCACUCCGUCGGUGCCUUCCCCCUCCUUCUCCUCCGCCGCCUCGCCCCGCCCGCCUUCCAGGCCUCGGAACCUUCCCCAGCCCCCAUGCGCCUGGCCGCCUCCCCGGAGAACGCCGCCAGACCCCUGCCGGCGGAAGCCGCCGUUUUUGCCCAGAACAUCAUGGCUACCUACGGGCGGUACCCCAUCACGAUGGUGAAGGGCCAGGGCGUGAAGUUGUGGGACUCUACGGGGAAGGAAUACUUGGACUUUGUGGCGGGCAUUUCCACCUGUUGCUUGGGCCACGCAAACCCGGGUCUGACCGCGGCGGUGACGGAGCAACUGGGGAAACUGCACCACGUCUCCAAUUUGUACUACACCGCCGAGCAGGGUCGCCUGGGGGCCUGGCUGGUGGAGCAUUCCGUGGCGGACAAGGUGUUUUUCUGCAAUUCCGGGGCCGAAGCCAACGAAGCCGCCAUCAAACUGGCGCGGAAGCACGCGCACGAGAAGCUGGGCUUGGGCGAGCCCGUCAUCAUCACGGCCAAGGCCUCCUUCCACGGGCGGACGUUGGCCGCCAUCACCGCCACGGGACAGCCGAAAUACCACCGGGGCUUCGAGCCCCUGGUCCCGGGAUUUGUCUACGUCGACUACAACGACGCCGGGGCCUUGGAGCGGACGGUGCGUCGGAUCAAUUUCUGGGGCCGCCUCCGCGGGUGGCUCCCGGGGAAGAAACGGCGCGGGGUGGCGGCGAUCCUGAUGGAGGCCUUGCAAGGGGAGGGCGGGAUCCGACCGGGGAGCCGGAGCUUCUUCGCCAAGGCUCGAGCGCUCUGCGACGAGACUGGGGCCCUGCUGAUGGUGGACGAGGUCCAAACGGGCGUGGGCCGGACGGGGCGGCUCUGGGGCUACGAGCAGCUGGGGGUAGAGCCCGACGUGUUCACGUCCGCCAAGGCUCUGGGGGGGGGCGUGCCGAUCGGGGCCAUGCUCUGCAAAGAGCGGGCCAAUGUGUUCCAGCCUGGGGACCACGCCUCCACGUUCGGGGGAAACCCGCUGGCCUGCGCGGCGGGGCUGGCGGUGACGGCCGCCUUGGAACGAGAGCAUUUGGUCGAGAACGCCGCGGCUCGCGGGGAGAGUCUGCGGGCGGGGUUAAGGAAACUUCAAGCCCAGUACCCGGGCGUGAUCGAGGACGUGCGGGGGUGGGGUCUGAUCAACGGGGUGGAGCUGAGCGAGGCGAGCGGCUUGCUCGCGGCCCCGGUGGUGCAGGCCUCCAUCGACGAGGGCCUGCUCCUGGUGGCGGCGGGGGCUCGCGUCGUCCGCUUUGUCCCGCCCUUGGUCGUGAGCGAGGGGGAAGUGGAGGAGGCGGUCGCCAGGUUCGGGAAAGCCUUGGCCAAGGCGAUGGCGGCGCGGUGA
Molecule: messenger RNA, 1431 nt
Organism: Nannochloropsis gaditana CCMP526
Gene: ARGD
Product: acetylornithine aminotransferase
Exons: 1
Coding region: 1-1431 (476 amino acids)
Biological process (GO): arginine metabolic process
Molecular function (GO): transaminase activity; pyridoxal phosphate binding; identical protein binding
Source: RefSeq, a predicted model, not a curated record